AUGGAAUGCAAAAACGCCAAAGAAAUGUGGACCACUCUUCAAACACACCAUGAAGGAACCAGCCACAUAAAAGAAACAAGGAUUGACAUAGGAGUAAGAAAGUUUGAACUGUUUGAAAUGAGCGACAGUGAAACUAUAGAUCAAAUGUAUGGAAGGUUUACAGUCAUCAUAAAUGAGCUAAAUUCUCUUGGCAAAAAGUAUACCACACAUGAGAGAAUAAGAAAGCUACUAAGAUGUCUACCAGAAGAAUGGAGACACAUAGUAACUGCAAUAACUGUAGCAAAAGAUCUCAAAACAAUGGAUCUAGAAGAUUUCAUUGGAUCUUUAAAAGCUCAUGAAGCAAUACUUCAAGAAAAGAAACCAGCUAAAAACAAAAUGAUUGCUCUAUAA
Molecule: messenger RNA, 390 nt
Organism: Trifolium pratense (red clover)
Lineage: Eukaryota; Viridiplantae; Streptophyta; Magnoliopsida; Fabales; Fabaceae
Exons: 1
Coding region: 1-390 (129 amino acids)
Source: RefSeq, a predicted model, not a curated record